CAAAAACAAUGUGUGAAACAAUUGAUUCAAUUGAUGACACUUUUAUAAACCUUUUAUUCAUUUCAUAUCAAUAUUAGACAUGUUUUUAAUUAACGAGUAUUUAAGGGGUAUAUCAAUGAGUUAGCGGUCGGUCCGUGUCCUUCACUAUCAAUGAAAACAAUGUCCAAAAGUGUGGAUCAGAUGUUCACUUUGGCUGAACACUUCUUUGAAUUGUCUCAAAACGAUUGGACACAACUGCGACCCAAAGACAUCAAAGACACCAAAUAUAACCAAAACAAGUCCAUCGAUGAAAGACUUCUGGAUCUGUUGGUCGAAGAGAAACACAAAUCAAAUAAACAAAAGAAUCUGAACACCGGUUCCCAAGUGCUGAAGAAGUUGGUGUUGAGGGAGAAGUUGAAUCAUCUGGUGGUGAGUUUGUUGAGCGGAUCCGAUGGCUACACAAUAGGCGUGAAGUUGUCGGAAACGGAUGGUGUGAUUGAGACGAUGCGUCUGCCAUACGAUGAGAACCAGUUAUUGGAUUACAUCGACAACGAAGAGUUGCCCCCAUUUCUGGUGGACUUCAUCGAGAACUCGCCGCUCGUGAACUGCAAUCUCUUCCAAACCGGAUGUCUUAUCUUCGAAGUGCGAGACUAUCGCCGGUCAGCGCCGUCUCAUUCUCACCACUACUCCUCCCAAUGGGUUCUUCUGCGGCCCAGCACUCAGAGUCUCACCAACGAUGUCAUCAAUAUUAUCAAUAACUCGAGCGAUGAGUACUUGUGGACCAAUGAAGAUAAAGCUCAACUCGAGGCGCAGCUACUUCUGGCCACUUCUCCCAACCUAUGUCUCGAUCCGAGCCCUUCGGUGGCCAUACUGUCCAACAAGUUGUGGCGAAAGAAACGGAUGUUCAGAGACAGCGCUUUCUUGAAACUGUCCAAGAAGUGCUCGCAGACGACCGUCAAUCGGGUGAAGAAGUUUGAGUCGUUGGCGGCGCCGAAGAUGUUUAGAUUACAUGAGUUCCUGAAGAAGAGGAAUACCAAAAGCAGUUCUCAAUCAAAAGUCAAUAAAUCGAUUAAUAUCAAUACAAGUGAAGCAAUUUACGAACCAAUUCCUGUUAAGAGUAUAGGAGUGGACAAAGUGGCCAAAGAGUUACCAAAACCACACAUCAUUGCUGACAAUUCAUUGAUUAAGGUCGAGGAAUAUAAGAUGGAUUUUAUGGAUGAUAAUAGAAGAUCCCUGACAUCAGUUAAUAUUCUUCACCGACCUAUUGAUGACACAUAUUUUGGACAACUGGUCAUUGAUAGACAGGGACAUCUCAGGGGAUCCACCUCUACAUUCUGUUUGGGAACAAAACAGUCGACCAAACGAUAUGUCGAACAGUUUACCGAAAUUCUGACAGAAAAUGGCAGAAAAUCGGUGAAAAUAGUGCACACAAUCGCGGGACAAGUGCCUCAAAUCAGUUACACACCGGCGGCCACCGCUCAGGGAUUGACAAUCACUGCCAGUAAAGAGAUGCUCGAAGACGACACCAUACCUGUAACCAUUGGGGCGACGCCACCAAAAAAGCCUAAAUUAGUUGCCAUUGAAGCGAGUCCUACACACAAUCCAACGUCUCUACUGCAGAGUCCCAUCAUAUCUCCGACGCCUUUGGCGCCAAUAGUCACUCCUAAACUGCCAGAAACCGUUACAAUACCCGCAGGUAUUCAGCAAAUAGAGUGCGCGGACACCAGUCAUCAGUCGAUAACCACAUCGACUCCAUUGCCAACCGGUGUUAGUCUCGCGAGUCUGAGUCUAGCGCCGGUUCAGCAAAACCUUCGCUUACAUAACUUGGUUUCGCUGACCCCUCAGGGGCUGGCGGUUCCCAUAUCACUGACUAUGAUGUCGACUCCAUCGGGACCACAGCCCUCAAUAAUGACAACCCCUGGCUCUAUGAUCGUGAGUCUGGACCAAACUGAUGCUAAAGACCACGAAAACGUGACCGUCACGUACUCUACGGCCCCCACUACGGUGCUCAUGUCGACGGGUACGGCCGGUAGUAAUGUCCUGUCGGUUCCAAUAGGAAUGGCUGGAAGUCUAGGCGUUCAUCAACUGAACGCUCAGUUCAUAAACCAAUUGAAGCAAAAUACGGGUCAAAUACGUACGACUGGACCUCAGGUUUCACUGUUGCAGAUGAGUAGUGCGCCCACAGUUCCACUCUUAAGACCCUUAGCACCGCAUACAUACGCGCCCUCGUCGUCGACCACCACUUUCACGCAAAUCCAGGCCAACCCACACCCGACGCAAACACUUACACCACAGCAACAGUUCACGAAUGCUCUGAGAAAACAAGUGCAACAAACACAGCAACAACUCGUACCACAAAAGCCUCAGAGGAAGAGAACCACUAAGAAGUGAUCGCCAGCUCUCAUCUCCAUUUAGUUGCAAUUAUUACGUAAAUUAUUUAGUAAUUUAU
Oppiella nova is the source of this 2428-nucleotide messenger RNA. Lineage: Eukaryota; Metazoa; Arthropoda; Arachnida; Sarcoptiformes; Oppiidae. The record is from the annotation of a GenBank genome assembly.